Punctularia strigosozonata HHB-11173 SS5 is the source of this 1964-nucleotide messenger RNA. RefSeq names its product N-acetylglucosaminephosphotransferase. Gene Ontology annotation, biological process: protein N-linked glycosylation; dolichol-linked oligosaccharide biosynthetic process. The coding region runs from base 25 to 1497 and encodes 490 amino acids. Gene Ontology annotation, cellular component: membrane. The transcript has 6 exons. Gene Ontology annotation, molecular function: UDP-N-acetylglucosamine-dolichyl-phosphate N-acetylglucosaminephosphotransferase activity. NCBI's taxonomy places the organism in Eukaryota, Fungi, Basidiomycota, Agaricomycetes, Corticiales, Punctulariaceae. The record is from RefSeq and is a predicted model, not a curated record.
UACUCGGAGGCUGCUUGGCUGGACAUGCCGCCUGCACUUGGACCUCGACCGCUUCCGUCGGUCAUCUUGCUUUCGCUGGUACCGGUCGGUGCUUGGUUCAUCGUCCGCCCGCUGCUGAGCCCGGCGCCGCCUCUGCCCGCGCUCCAUGCAUGUGUCGGAUUCUCGAUCUUCGCAUUUCUUGCAUCCUUAUAUCUUGUUCCGGCACUGGGUCCAAUACUCAUCAAAGCUCGCCUCUCUGGAAGAGACUUGUUGAAGACUUAUGACACGCCGAUACCAGAAAGCCUGGGUCUAGUCUGCGCAUCCAUAUAUAUCAUCCUGUUAAUACUGUUUAUCCCAUUCCCAUUCUCCCAAUCCUUCGCGGACCACCGGAUUAAACAUGCCAAAUCUCAAGAAGGGCUAGUAACGACCGAGUUCCCACAUCAUCAGCUAUCAGUCUACUUGGCAUCUCUCCUCUCUCUCCUGCUAGCUACCAUGCUAGGCUUCCUUGAUGACAUUUUUGACAUCCGGUGGCGGCACAAAAUCCCGGUCCCUAUCAUUGGCUCUAUUCCACUUCUGAUGGUCUACUACGCUGAAGGUGGUAACACGAACGUCGUGGUACCCGUGCAGCUGCGGUCCCUCCUUGGCCCGCUCAUCAAGCUCGGGCCUCUGUACUACUUGUACAUGUCCAUGCUGUCUACUUUCUGCACUAAUAGCAUCAACAUCCUGGCCGGAAUCAACGGCGCGGAGGUCUCACAAGCCAUUAUCAUCGCUCUCUCUGUCAUUCUGAACGAUCUGCUUUUUUUGCCGUGGCCGGUGGACUUUCGCAUGCCCAUACAUCUCCUGGGAUCGGCGAGCGAAGUAGAGGUCAAGGUCGGCGGGGUGUACAGUGCGGGGAUGGCUUACGGAAGCACGCAACUGGUCGAGCGACACCUCUUCAGCCUGUAUGUCAUGCUGCCUCUGGUGGGAGUCUGCCUGGGCUUCUUGUACCAUAACUGGUAUCCUGCGCGCGCAUUCCCUGGCGAUACGCUAUGCUAUCUGACCGGCAUGGCAUUUGCCGUCGUCGGAAUCCAAGCCCACUUCUCCAAGACCCUCCUCCUCUUCUUCAUCCCUCAAAUAUUCAACUUCCUCCUCUCCUGCCCGCAGCUCUUCGGGCUUGUUCCGUGCCCGCGGCACCGUGUUCCAAGAUUUGACCCCGACACGAACCUCCUCCACCCUUCCAAAGCUCACCUGCUCGACCCUACAAAACCCGUAUCCCAGACGAAAGUGAAGCUCCGCAAUAUCAUUCUCACUUUGUUCAGCACUUUCGGCCUCACCGAACUCACUACCGACCCGAAGACGGGCGAAGUCACGGAAUGCACCAACCUCACCAUUCUCAAUUUCCUACUUCUCAGAUUAGGUUCGAUGCGGGAAAAGGCAUUGGUGCAGACCCUGAUAUGCGUACAGGUUGCUGGAAGCGUAGUAGCCUUCGUGGUAAGAUACGGUCUUGCGGGGCUGGUUUACGACGGGGAUAGACGUUAGAUACUGUCGAGGCCAAUAUUAACUUCAGCCGCCGAUCCUGCUCAUGUCCCGAGCUCUGGAGCCAGCGUCUUAUCGCGGUACGUCAAGCUCCGUCUUGUUCGUCCGAUGCGGUGCUAUUGUUUCGUCUCCCGUCAAUUCAUCGCUCAUCCGGCGCUGCGCCGCCCGACCCUGCCCAUUGGGACGGGCGUGAUCGGGCUAACGGUCGGUCGUCCGACCGUCAUGUCGGAAACCCGCCAAGGGAACGUGCGGGGGGAUGCGGGGUUGCUCCAGGCAUCAAUGCCACGAUUGGGGUUAGAUCGCCCUCGGAGAUCACGCUUUUAGGCUCCCGAGGCCGUAUCAAACCUGAAUAGCGCCUCUGCCGAGAUCGCGAGAGUUGAAGCGGACGCUACCGAAGGAAGCGUCCACGACGCCCAGGUCGGCGCUCCGGCCGCGGUUCACCCAGAUAUCAGGCGCAUUCGCUCUCGACC